AGAUUUGGCGUUAAAGCAAGAUGGAAACUCUGUGGGUCUUGGCCAUCGUAGUAUUCGGCAUAUCAAUAGGUGUAGCCCCAGCGAAAGGUGGCUGUCUUGACCAGAACAUGGAUGUGGCCAUUGUUGGUGACAUAUCGAAAAGCAUGAAGAGUGAUCACCGAAGUAAGUUGAUAGGACUGGUUAAAUCGUUGGUGGACAAGAUGGGUGUUUCUCGUGAAGGAAAUCACUUCGCAAUUGCCUCCUUUGGACCGUACGCCGCAAUCAAUACCAAUUUUAACAACCAGAAUAACUACGAAGCGGAAAAUUUAAAAAGAGUCGUUAAUCAGAGAUUUCGUGUUGUUCCAACAAAAGUUGGAACGCGCACUGAUCUGAUUCUGCAAAAGGUCAAUACCGCAUUGUUCACCCCAGCGGAAGGAGACAGACCUGAUGCCAAGAACAUAAUGUUCAUCUUCACUGAUGGAGAGCCCUGGAUUGGCAAGUGGGAUAAAAGAAAAAUGAUUCCCUUUGAGGAUUCCACAAAGGCUUUGGAGGUACUAUCGCUAAACCCUUAUUUAACUUUGAUUUGGUGAAUCUGUCAGUGUUCGAUAUUGACUGUUGGGUAGGAGACAAAGACAGCUUUGAAUAUGAUAUGACAUAUCCUGUUGGCUCAAGUACCUUUAUUUCCCUAGUAUUAUUAUUUUCUAGUCUUAUAGUAUCAUGCUUCAUCUGCU
Molecule: messenger RNA, 710 nt
Organism: Pocillopora verrucosa
Lineage: Eukaryota; Metazoa; Cnidaria; Anthozoa; Scleractinia; Pocilloporidae
Source: RefSeq, a predicted model, not a curated record